Messenger RNA from Olea europaea var. sylvestris, 827 nucleotides. RefSeq names its product protein NUCLEAR FUSION DEFECTIVE 6, chloroplastic/mitochondrial-like. The transcript is spliced from 3 exons. Bases 78 to 368 code for a protein of 96 amino acids. Lineage: Eukaryota; Viridiplantae; Streptophyta; Magnoliopsida; Lamiales; Oleaceae. Gene Ontology annotation, cellular component: mitochondrion. The record is from RefSeq and is a predicted model, not a curated record.
GUGUUACUUAUCGUCAUUUGUAAACCCUCCGAGCUCGCUUUGCAGUCUCUUACUAUCUGUUCUUCCUCUUUCUCCAGAUGGCCUCUUCAAGAGUACUGUCCAGAUUAUCCUGUAGGUUACAAAUUGGUGCUAUGAAACUCCACAAGAAUUCCACAAUCUCAACGCACCCUUCACUCUUCAAAACUGCCUCUGAAUCCUCCGUUAAUAAGCGCUUCUCUCUCUUCUCAAGGUUACCUGUGGAAUUGAGUUGCGUGGAGACGAUGAUACCUUUGCACAGUGCAAUAGCAUCUGCUCGUUUGAGGUCAAGCUUGUCCCUUGAGUCCCAGAAAUGGGGUUUAGUUCCUCAAGGCAUCUCAAUGCCUUUAUGAUAGCCUCUUCAAGUCCAGUCCAUGUAAGACUCAUUUCCGAUGGAUAGGAAUGUAGGUUGCAGUUCUCUUUGCUGACUUCCAAUGCUCCAAAACCUUCAAAUGUUUUUGCGAACUUGUAAUAACAUGUGCCUGAAUGGAGGUUACUGACUGGUUAUUUAUCUUGCUACAUUUGUUUUUUAUUUCAUAUUUUGUAUUAUGGAUCUCCCUCUAAGAGUUACAAUGAAGGUUGAUGGACGUACAUUGACAGAAAUGAGGCAGAAUUUUUUUUUGGCAUUACAUUUUGUAUCUUCAAAAUGCUGUUAUUGUUAAUGUUGUUUUCAGGACCUUGACGCUGAAGAAAUGUGUGGUAGAUCCAUGCCAAUUGGCUGGCUUGUCUUGGCUAUUAACUUUCUUAUGUUGUCGUCAACAGUGGCAUUAUUCGGAGACAAUAUCUAGUAUUCUUUAGUGUGUGAAAAUUUA